Messenger RNA from Amblyraja radiata (thorny skate), 1674 nucleotides. RefSeq names its product zinc finger protein OZF-like. NCBI's taxonomy places the organism in Eukaryota, Metazoa, Chordata, Chondrichthyes, Rajiformes, Rajidae. Gene Ontology annotation, biological process: regulation of DNA-templated transcription. The transcript is spliced from 2 exons. Gene Ontology annotation, molecular function: RNA polymerase II cis-regulatory region sequence-specific DNA binding; DNA-binding transcription factor activity, RNA polymerase II-specific. Bases 1 to 1674 code for a protein of 557 amino acids. The record is from RefSeq and is a predicted model, not a curated record.
AUGCAGGGCAGCUGGCUGGCGGUCAUGUGGGCGGGCGGCUCGACGCGGUGCCCGGAUGCUCGUUGCCCCCAGAAGCGUUAUGAGUGCAACGUGUGUGGCAAGGCUUGGCAGAGCCCAAGACAGCUGGAGAUUCACCAGCGGGUGCAUACGGGAGAACGCCCCUUUGACUGCUUGGAGUGCAGCAAGAACUUCGCUAACUAUGACAGCCUGCUGGAGCACAACCGCGUGCACUCCGACGAGAGGCCCUUCAACUUCUCCGACUGUGGUAAGAGCUUCAAGGCAGCGCACGCCCUGAAGGUCCACCAGUGGGUGCACGCGGGCGAGAAGCCCUAUGCCUGCUCCACCUGCAGCAAGGACUUCAAGACGGCACAGGAACUGCAGAUUCACCAGCGGGUGCACACGGGCGAGAAGCCCUAUGGCUGCUCCACCUGCGGCAAGAGGUUUGCCCAGUCGUCGGGGCUGCAGGUGCACCAGCGGGUACACAGCAACGAACGGCCCUUCACCUGCUCCAACUGCGGCAAAGGCUUCAAGUCGUCCACGGAACUGAAGGGGCACUGGCGCCUGCACACCGGGGAGCGGCCCUACACCUGCAGCGACUGCGGCAAGGGCUUCACCCACUCCCACAGCCUACUGGUGCACCAACGCACCCACAGCGGCGAGCGCCCCUUCAUAUGCGCCCAGUGCGGCAAGGGCUUCACCCGCUCCACCUAUCUGCUGGUGCACCAGCGCACCCACACCGGCGAGCGCCCCUUCACCUGCGCCCAGUGCGGCGAGGGCUUCUACUGCUCUACUCGGCUGCUGGCCCACCAGCGGGUGCACUCCAGCGAGAAGCCCUUUGGCUGCUCCGACUGCAGCAAGGACUUCAAGACGGCGCAGGAACUGAAGAUUCACCAGCGAGUGCACACGGGCGAGAAGCCCUAUGGCUGCUCCACCUGCGGCAAGAGUUUUGCCCAGUUGUCAGGGCUGCGGGUGCACCGGCGGGUACACAGCAGUGAGCGGCCCUUCACCUGCUCGGACUGCGGCAAAGGCUUCAAGUCGUCCUCGGAACUGAUGGUGCACAGGCGCCUACACACCGGGGAGCGGCCCUACACCUGCAGUGACUGCGGCAAGGGCUUCACCCGCUCUGACAGCCUGCUGGUGCACCAGCGCACCCACACCGGCGAGCGGCCCUUCACCUGCACUCAGUGCGGCAAGGGCUUCACCCGCUCCUCCAGGCUGCUGUCCCACCAGCGGGUGCACACCAGUGACCGUCCCUUCCCCAGCCCAGUGUGUGGACAACACUUUACCAUGGCCUCCCAAACCCUGUCACUGGGUGAAUUUUUUUUCCCCCAUCUCAGUCCUAAAUGGCCGGCCUCUGGUUCGGGUUUCCACCGCCUCCUCGACUCCAAACCUACCUGGAAUGGCCGGCCGAGCCCAGCCGCCGACCAUUCCUCUGGACACAGCCCAAGAAGCUGCUGGGGAAGGCGGAUGCCAAGGCUUGCUCCCCUCCCCCUCACCCCUCUCUCCUCUACUGCCCCAUCCUCAUCUACCGCUGCUCCCCCCCCUAUCGCCCCUCCCCCAUCCAUCCCUCCCCGACCCUCCGUCCCCCACCGCCCCUCUCUCGCCUCUCACCCAUCCCUCACCUCCCGACCCUCGCUCUCCUCCCUUCCGGGCCCGCCGCACCCUCAAUUGUGA